AUCAUUUUCUUCUUCUCUUUGAAUUUUCCGUUUCUUCAUAUUCGCCAAAACCACCACCACUUUCUCAUCUUCCUUUUCCUCUCUCAGUCGCGCGCUUUGUUUGAAACAAGCGUUUAUUUAUAUAUCUCAACAUGACACGAAACUGCAACUUGGAACUUCGCCUUCUUCCUUCUGAUGACAGCCAUGACAUGAUGGAAGACAGCAGCAAUAGCCCAGAAAACCAUCAGCAACAGCUAACAAUUUUUCACAAUGGAAGAGUUCGCGUUUUUUAUGUUACAGAGCUUCAUGCAAGAGCCAUUAUAAUGCUAGCAAACCGGGAAAGGGAUGAACCAAUAAAAACUCCGUCGUCGCCCACGUUAAAAUCUCCGGUAAAUAGCCCAAGCACGGCGCUUGCCAUGAAGAGAUCACUUCAAAGGUUCCUCCAAAAACGGAAGAUGCGAAUCCAAGCUACCUCUCCUUACCAUUAUUAUAAAUAGAUCAUCAACAAUGCUUCCAAUUUAGAGGGAUUUUAGGAACUGAACUAUCCUUCUGGCUAGCAAUUAUUGCCCAUUUUUUGUUUUGUUAUGUUUUUUUUUUUAAUUUAUGUAUGAAUUACGAUAAUUUUAUGUUUA
Molecule: messenger RNA, 611 nt
Organism: Hibiscus syriacus
Lineage: Eukaryota; Viridiplantae; Streptophyta; Magnoliopsida; Malvales; Malvaceae
Product: protein TIFY 5A-like
Exons: 3
Coding region: 132-476 (114 amino acids)
Biological process (GO): regulation of jasmonic acid mediated signaling pathway; regulation of defense response; response to wounding
Cellular component (GO): nucleus
Source: RefSeq, a predicted model, not a curated record